Molecule: messenger RNA, 501 nt
Organism: Fusarium venenatum
Lineage: Eukaryota; Fungi; Ascomycota; Sordariomycetes; Hypocreales; Nectriaceae
Source: RefSeq, a predicted model, not a curated record
AUGAAGUUCCUCUGGUCUCUCGCCCUCGUCGCCGCUGUUGCUUCUGCUCAGUCCGCUACCGAUUCAGACGCUGCUGCCCCCUCAGCCUCCGGCGGAUGUGACGCCGACUUCAUCGUUAAGCGAUGUCUCGAAACCGAGAACGCAAAGGUUGAGGAGUGUAAGCCCAACGACUGGGAUUGUCUCUGCCCUGCUUACGAGGCCGUCGCUACCUGCUUCAACAACUGCCCCGACGACCCUCGUGCUGGCUCCGCCAAGGGCCAGGUUCAGAUCAACUGCCAGAACCAGUCUCUCUAUGGAACCUCCACAAGGAACACAAAGACCAGCUCUGCCACAGCUACUGCCUCGGAAGCAUCCGCUACCGAGUCUGAUGAUACUGAAGAGACCGGCACUGCAACUGAGUCGGCUUCCGCCGCCGAGAACACCAAUAACGCCUCUAAGAAGGCCCGCAACACUGCUGGCGUUCUCCUCGCCGUUGCUGGUGUUGUUGCUGCCAUCCUGUAA